AUGCUACAGGAACUACGAACCACGAUCACGGCGAACUUUCACCGCAUAGAUGGCGACAUAAGAAAGGAGAUUUCCAACAUAGGCGACAGAACUAGCCAUCUAGAGAACAGAACAGAAGAACUGUGUGCUGCACAUAAUGAGGUAGUAGACAAAGUGCAGAAACUGCAGGAAAAUGACUCCUUGAAGCUCAAAUUACCAGACAUGGAGGACAGGUCUAGGAGAAAGAAUGUCCGCUUCCAGGGUAUUCCUGAAGAUGUGUCCUACGACGCACUCCCAGCCUACAUCCUCUCCAUUUGCGAGGCCUUGGUUCCAGGCCUACCAGAGUCAGCAUGGGCAUUUGACCGCAUGCCCAGCUCGCUUCACAGGUGA
Pelobates cultripes (western spadefoot toad) is the source of this 369-nucleotide messenger RNA. Lineage: Eukaryota; Metazoa; Chordata; Amphibia; Anura; Pelobatidae. The record is from the annotation of a GenBank genome assembly.